Oncorhynchus tshawytscha (Chinook salmon) is the source of this 3200-nucleotide messenger RNA. Its product is annotated as phospholipid phosphatase 3. Bases 502 to 1524 code for a protein of 340 amino acids. The transcript has 8 exons. Gene Ontology annotation, biological process: phospholipid dephosphorylation; phospholipid metabolic process; canonical Wnt signaling pathway. Gene Ontology annotation, molecular function: phosphatidate phosphatase activity. The record is from RefSeq and is a predicted model, not a curated record. NCBI's taxonomy places the organism in Eukaryota, Metazoa, Chordata, Actinopteri, Salmoniformes, Salmonidae.
CAAAAUUAGAAAAAAAAUCCAGAAAAUCACAUUGUAGGAUUUUUAAUUUAUUUAUUUGCAGAUUGUAUUACACAAAUGUGUGUAAGCCAAUUGAGAAAAACUGAGGUGAUCAAGCAUAACAGAGAAUGACUUUGUUUUUAUUUCUAAACACAAACAUUUUGGCCAUCUUUCUCAUCAGAUCAGAAGAUUUGGUAACAUCCUUUACCCCUUAAACAUACAUCGUUGGUAUUGACUCCCACUUCCUGCUGUAGUAUUGAAAUUGAUUGUGUCCCGUCUUUCUUAUGACAUCAGCAGCGUUGUUUCUGAGAGGAGGAGCCAAGGCAGACGGCGCCCCUGUCUGGCCGGGGGUUAUCACAUCACCGUCGGCGUGUCUUACUUCCUGACUGACAGGAAAACCACACGCUCCAGCAACUCCAGAUGCAUCCUGUUGUUCCCACUUAUCGUGACUGUUGAUGACCCCUGACCUCUGCUUACCCCUGAGUGCCGUGGCCAACUCCAGGGAUGGGUAGCAGCAUUGAACACUUGUCCUGUCUCAUCAGACUGGUCAUCAAGGUUCUGCUGCAUCACCACUCGGUGGAUGAGAUCUCCUAUAUCGCCAAGGAUACCCAGGCCUUCGACUACCACCGGGCCUUCGACUACGCCUCUGGGAAGGAGGGACACCACAGUUGGGAAUGCGACACAAGUGUUUGUGAACUGCGUGUGUGUCAUCUGGAAGAUGAAGCCGGCCUGCCUUUCCUGAUCAUAGAAACUAGUGCUGUACAGCCCUACCGCCGAGGCUUUUACUGCAACGAUGAGUCCAUCAAGUACCCGGCCAAACACGGAGACACCAUAAGCGACGCUGUGCUUUCUGCUGCUGGCAUUCUCAUCACCAUCCUUUCUAUCAUCAUUGGUGAGAGCUACAUGAUCUACUACCUGAACGAGGGCUCUAAGUCCUUCGUAGGGAACCCCUACAUCUCCGCCCUCUACAAGCAGGUGGGCGUGUUCAUCUUUGGCUGCGCCGUCAGUCAAUCGUUCACGGACAUCGCCAAGGUAUCGGUGGGCCGCAUGCGACCCCACUUCCUGGACGUGUGUAGGCCCGACUGGUCCGCCAUCAACUGUUCUUUGGGCUACAUCACAGACUACCAGUGUAAUGGACCCGAGAGCAAAGUCCAGGAGGCCAGGAAGUCGUUCUUCUCUGGCCAUGCAUCCUUUUCCAUGUACACCAUGCUGUAUUUGGUGUUCUACCUGCAGUCCAGGUUCACCUGGCGUGGAGCCCGUCUUCUGCGCCCCCUGACACAGUUCACCCUCAUCAUGAUGUCCUUCUACACCGGCCUGUCCCGCGUCUCCGACCACAAGCACCACCCCACCGACGUCCUGGCUGGCUUCGCACAGGGAGCCCUGGUGGCCUACAGCAUAGUGUUUUUCGUAUCUGACCUGUUCAAGCCCAAAGGCAGAAGUUCAGCUCUACCAGUGACCCCAUUAAAGAACCCCAACAACCCCAUGGCAGACAUCAGAGAGAGGAGCAACCACAUCACCAUGGCAUAGUAGAGACCAGUAGAGUACAGCUACCUGUAGAGCUACCUUCCGCUGUAGGUUUUAAACAUCCUUUAUUUCACCUACUGGUCUGUACUGGAUGUGUUAAACAACCAGCGAAAGCAGCAAGACUGCCGACCGACAUGUCUGCAAGGCACAGAGAAAUAAUGAGCUAUGGAGAACUUACUUUGGAAAGAAGAAGAGAGAGACACACACACACACACGCACACACAAACAACACACACACGCUGUUUGAACAGCCAGCAACAUCCAUGUUUCUCACCAUCUCAUCUGACAUGUGAAUGUGGAAGAGUUUGGGGAGAAAAUUCAUAUUUUGCUUUAAUUACCCAAGGUCUCUAUAUCAAACCUGGUGCUUUGCAGAUUAACUUUAUCUUUAUCUGCAGACAAGGAAGUUUCACAGACAGAAUCAUGAAGGAAGGAGAGAAGGAAACGAACAGCUGUGGAACGUGAUAAUGUCCGCUUGGCUUUAGGCACCAUGGAGACUGGCUAAUAAUACCAUCACAUAUACUUUGUGCAUAUGAGAUACAAACUCAUGAACAGGAACAAAUUCCUUGAUUACAGGAAGGAUGUUUUUUCUUUUAUAAAUAACCUUCGUUAUAAGUUCGAGCUAUAGCACUAUAUCCAAACUCAAUAUUUUACUUAAUUGUCACCACUUGAAUGAACUGAAGUGAAGCUUUUCUGUAAAGUUUUGUUUUAAAACCAGCUUUUAGGUCUCCUGAAAUGUAGUUUGUAUAGAAAUAUAUACACUGUAGAUGGAGACUACAGAGAGAGGGAUGUGGGCCUCUUUUUGCUGGUUGGGAUGAGCCUCCACUGAGCCCUGUAAUGAAGUGACUAUGUGUGCCAGAUGACUGCUCACAAGUAUUAGGUCAGAGUAUUAGGCAUGUGUGUGUAUGUAUGUCAGUGUACAAGUAUCCGAGUGUCAUGUGUGUGUGUGUGUGUGUGUGUGUGUGUGUGUGUGUGUGUGUGUGUGUGUGUGUGUGUGUGUGUGUGUGUGUGUGUGUGUGUGUGUGUGUGUGUGUGUGUGUGUGUGUGUGUGUGUGUGUGUGUGUGUGUGUGUGUGUGUGUGUGUGUGUGUUUUUCAUAAGUGCUUCAGGUUAAAGACCGGGAACGUAAGGCUGCUUCAACAGACGUUUAUAUUAAAAACAGGAAAUCUGUGGAAUUAUACUUUCAUAGACUAGCGUUGUGAUCCAUUUUCUAGUGAUUCACACAAACUGUGCCAACUUCAGAAAAAAGAACCCCUUCCCUGUGUCACUAUAGUAUGCUCUGUCCUACCAUGUCAUUGCAACCAAACAGCAUUAUCUGUUUUAUUUUUGUAAUGUAAAGAACAUUUUUGUAUCAGAGAAUUAUGUACAAUAUCAUUUACCUACGUUUUCAUGCAAUAUCCACUAUGAAUGUUGACGCGUCGAUACACGUGUUAUUGUGUAAGUGCUGCUUAAAUAAGCAGGGAUUGACAAAAGUCAUUCAGUGAAAUGACAAUUUGUGUUGUGAGUAUUCAAACUUCUGUGAAAUAGCUUUCAAGAAGACAGCUUUAUAUUAAAAUACCUUUUAAUAUUUUUGUAUUGUCCUUUUUUUUUUGUAUAUUGUACAAUGAAAAUAUAAACCAUAUGGUGUAAAUGUAUUAUAGAUGAUGUGCUUUGUAAUAAUAAAAACAAAUUAUUUUAAACGUU